UUCUUUUAUGGGAUCCAGCCGUGAAGACUGAAUAACAUCAUCACUCGCGAUGCCAUACCUUUCUUAAUCCGUCCUCACUAUCAAAGGUAAGUUGUGAGCACUUGAGCGUAAAACUUAGGAAUUGCUGGUCCCACAACUCAUUAUUGCAGAAAUUUCCAUGGAUGCCCGAAGACACGCAUAUGAGGGACGGGACCUUCAUGCUCCUGGAAUGAUGCGCCAUGGCCCCUUUCCUGGAGAACUUAGACCUGCUGAUCCUCGUCGCCCUUUAGAGCCUCUGCCGCCACCUGAGCUUCUGGAAAACAAAAUAGCUUCUCAAGCUGCUGAAAUAGAGAGGCUUCUGAGGGAGAAUCAGAGAUUGGCAACAACACAUGUUGCCAUGAGAGACGAGAUAGGAGCCAAUCAGCAAGAGAUCCACAGAAUCAAAUCACAUAUCGGGAGUAUCAGGACUGAAAGUGAUAUCCAGGUCAGAGGACUUAUGGAGAAGAUUAGGAAGGCCGAGGAAGAUAUUCGUGCUGGUGAAAUCGUGAAGAAGGAACUACAGGAAGCCCAUAAGGAGGCACAGAGCCUAAUGACCAAAAGACAGGAGUUGGCUAGUGAAAUUCAGGUGUUGACCGAAGAAUUACAGAAAAUCAGUGGCGGCGACAAGAAGAUGCCUGAGUUGCUUGCUCAGCUAGAUGGCUUGAGGCAAGAGCAUCAGAAAUUACGAGCUACAUUUGAGCGUGAGAAAGGUUCAAACAUUGAGCAAGUGGAGCAGAUGCGAGCCAUGGAGAAGAAUUUGAUAUCAUUGGCAAGGGAAGUGGAGAAGCUACGAGCGGACGUGAUAAAUGCUGAGAAGGGAGAACAGCUGCGCAAUGCGGCGAUGAACCCUUAUGCUGGAACUUUCAGCAGCCCAGCUUCUUUAUAUCCCCCUGUAGGUCAAGGCGUCGCCUAUGGCCAUGGUUAUGCUCAACCCUAUGUCGAUGGUUAUGGAAGGCCUCUGGUUCCUGUGGCUGGUGUUGCAGUUGGUACGAGUAAUGUUAGUCCAGUUGAUGCAGCAAGAAGAGGUAAUAUUCCUUAGGGAUAUUGACGGCACGGUUGUUUGAAUUGAGGGCUUACAGCAAAUACUGGAGUGGAGAUGUUCAGGUAUUUUCAGCGAAAAUGUACAAGGAAAAUGGUGAUUUUUAUUAUAUCGGUUGGUAUCCGGAUCAUUUGAGUAAGAAGAAAGUUAGGUUUAGAAAAUGUUAAUGGUUCUGGAACUCACUGUGUUAGCUGGACACUGAUGCUGUAUUAAGUUGGAGAUUGAUGUUGAAGUGUUUUGAGCGCAUUUAUGGUGGAAUUGGGUUGUUU
This is a messenger RNA of Asparagus officinalis (garden asparagus), 1326 nucleotides long. Its product is annotated as protein FLX-like 4. Bases 158 to 1057 code for a protein of 299 amino acids. The record is from RefSeq and is a predicted model, not a curated record. NCBI's taxonomy places the organism in Eukaryota, Viridiplantae, Streptophyta, Magnoliopsida, Asparagales, Asparagaceae. The transcript is spliced from 4 exons.